CCAAUCAGCGAGACACGAAUAGUCAGGGAAGGCGGGAGAAGAGCAGGGCGCGCGUGCGGAUGUCCGUUAUUGCCAGGUAGCGCGCGCGCGCGCCUCGUAAGGCAGGCGUGAAGGGGGCGAGCGCGCGGGGGGAACCUCGCUGUCCUGAGACACAGACGGGCACGAGGCGGUUACCCGCCUUCCGCUUCGGCAAGAACGGAAGCUCCAGGCGCCAUUUGUAACUCUGCCGGUCUCCGAGAGACAGAGAGAGGGAGAGAGAUUCCUCUGGAGCUCGCCCCUGAAAAAAGCCACCGCCGCGUCGGCUUCGACAUCUUCUAGGCCGCUGUGGGCGGGGUUUACUCGGACUUGGCCGGCCCUCCCGGGCCCCGCGCGCUUUCAGGAUGUCCGCACAGGCCCAAAUGCGCGCAAUGCUGGACCAGCUCAUGGGCACCUCCCGGGACGGUUCAAUGUAUCUAUGCCUGCCUACUUCAUUCUGCAAGGGAGUGUCAGAAAGGCCCCGCAUUCGCCGAGCCGAGACACUACCCGUCAGCGAAUCAAAUUCAGUGAUGACAGAGUGUGCAAAAGUCAUCUCCUCAACUGCUGCCCUCAUGAUGUCCUCUCUGGAACAAGGAUGGACCUUGGAGAAUGUCUGAAAGUGCAUGACUUGGCAUUAAGAGCAGAUUAUGAAAUCGCAUCCAAAGAGCAAGACUUUUUCUUUGAGCUUGAUGCAAUGGAUCAUCUGCAGUCAUUUAUCGCUGAUUGUGACAGAAGAACUGAAGUAGCAAAGAAAAGACUGGCAGAAACCCAAGAAGAAAUCAGUGCUGAAGUUGCAGCCAAAGCUGAACGAGUCCAUGAAUUGAAUGAGGAAAUUGGGAAGCUGCUUGCCAAAGUAGAACAACUUGGAGCUGAUGGAAAUGUUGAGGAGUCACAGAAAGUAAUGGAUGAAGUGGAGAAAGCAAGGGCAAAGAAGAGAGAAGCGGAGGAAGUGUACAGGAAUUCCAUGCCUGCUUCAAGCUUCCAGCAGCAGAAGCUCCGUGUGUGUGAAGUAUGCUCGGCUUAUCUUGGUCUACAUGAUAAUGACAGGCGGCUUGCAGAUCACUUUGGAGGAAAACUGCACUUGGGUUUUAUCGAAAUAAGAGAGAAACUUGAAGAGCUUCGGAGAAUUGUGGCUGAUAAGCAGGAGAAACGAAAUCAGGAGCGUCUAAAGCGAAGAGAAGAAAGGGAAAGGGAAGAAAAGGAGAAACUAAGGAGAUCUCGAUCCCACAGUAAAAACCCUAAAAGAUCUAGAUCUCGAGAUCAGCGUAGACAUAGAUCUCGUUCCUCCUCACGCGAACGAAAGAAAAGAACUCGCUCCAGAUCCCGUGAGAAACGUCACCGACACAGGUCUCGUUCCACCAGUCGCAGCAGGAGCCGCAGCCACCAGAGGAGCAGGCAUAGCUCCAGGGACAGGAGUAGAGAACGCAGUUCUAAAAAAAGAUCCUCAAAAGAAAGAUCUUCCAGAGAUAAAGAACGAUCAAGAGACCGCAACAGAACAUCACAUGACAAAGAUAGGAGCCCCAGAGAAAAAUCGCCUAGAGACCGAGAAAGCAAAGACAGGAAGCGUUCCUAUGAAAGUGCUAAUGGCCGAUCAGAAGACAGGAGAAGCUCAGAAGAGCGUGAAGCAGGGGAAAUAUAACUGGCUGUACAUUCACUUGAUCCUUUAGCUUCCUAUGGAGUUGCAUACUGUGGUUUAGUUUACAGUUUUUCAAAGGGACACCAGUGAGCAGUUCCACACACUGAUCCAACUAGGGUAGAUGUACAGUGUAUAAAAAUGGUUAUAAUGAAGUCUGAAUUGACCCCUUUCAAUUGAUAACUAAGGCUGUGUCCUCCCCCCCCCAAACUUAUAAAACAUUAUUUUCAAAGAUCUCCAAGAAAAACAGUUUUAUGUACCAGGAUGUAGAUCUCAAUGUUUAUCCUCCUUUUUCAAUACAAGUUAUAGUGAACAAACUAUAUUGUGCUCUUUGCCUUGAAUGCUUUCAAACCUUUUUAAAAUCCUCUAAUUUUGCUCCAGUCCAAACAGCAGCACUGAGUGGUUUUUAAAGAGGGUGGGUGGGAUGGGUCCCAAGCUUUUAUUAUCACUAUAAGAUUGUGUUCGCAGUUGUGUCUCGAGAGCCUAAGAUGUUUGGCAGUAUGUUUAGAUUGGGGACGUGUGCUGGAGAAAGCAGGGUUUUUUUAACAGUGCCUAUUUAGACUUGGAAAUUGAAUUUCAUUCUUUAAUUUCUACUGAAACUUUGAAAUCAAAGCCAGUCCCAUAUCUCUGUACCAUUUGAUUGGUAUGUGUUCAGUAUACUUUUUUCCAUGAGUCUUUUUUCUGCUUUUUCUUGUGGGGUGUUACCUGCACAUCCUUAAUUGUAAAAAAAUUAAAAUAAACAAAAAAUUAACCAUUU
Messenger RNA from Hemicordylus capensis (graceful crag lizard), 2405 nucleotides. RefSeq names its product LUC7 like 2, pre-mRNA splicing factor (gene LUC7L2). Gene Ontology annotation, cellular component: U2-type prespliceosome; U1 snRNP. Gene Ontology annotation, molecular function: mRNA binding. The transcript is spliced from 11 exons. The coding region runs from base 455 to 1654 and encodes 399 amino acids. NCBI's taxonomy places the organism in Eukaryota, Metazoa, Chordata, Lepidosauria, Squamata, Cordylidae. The record is from RefSeq and is a predicted model, not a curated record. Gene Ontology annotation, biological process: mRNA splice site recognition.